Molecule: messenger RNA, 1138 nt
Organism: Archocentrus centrarchus (flier cichlid)
Lineage: Eukaryota; Metazoa; Chordata; Actinopteri; Cichliformes; Cichlidae
Product: inosine-uridine preferring nucleoside hydrolase-like
Exons: 9
Coding region: 182-1138 (318 amino acids)
Molecular function (GO): hydrolase activity, hydrolyzing N-glycosyl compounds
Source: RefSeq, a predicted model, not a curated record
GUUUACAAUAUUCAGCUGCAGCUGCUCCAGUCCGUAAGCAGUCAGAGCCCAUUCGCCAGACUGCUUGUUGCUAUCAGAUCCAUUCUGACCCAAAGUGCAGCCGUCACUGGGUCUGAAUGACGUCUUUACAGCAGACAGCCGCUCCGCUCUUCCAGGUUUGAAUCCUGUGGUUAAACAUAAGAUGAAGAAGAAGGUCAUCAUUGAUCUGGACACUGGGGUGGAUGAUGCUAUGACCAUCAUGGUGGCCCUUGCUGACCCUAAUGUGGAGAUUUUGGCGAUCACCUGCUGCCAUGGCAACACACCCCUGGAGAACGUCCUCAAGAACACACUGCGUGUCCUCAAAGUCUGCAACAGACUGGACAUUCCAGUGUAUCGUGGGUGCUCAAAGCCUCUGCUGGCCCGUAAACAACAUGCAGGAGAUUACCACGGGAAAGAUGGGCUUGGGGAUGUUCCAGAUCCAGAUGCUCCAGGCCUGGAGCUGCUGCAGAAGGAGAAAGCUGUGCUGGCCAUGAUCAAGCUUGUGAAAGAGAAUCCUGGAGAGGUGAUACUUGUGGCCACCGCCCCCCUCACUAACCUGGCUGUCGCUGUGCAACUGGACCCUUCGUUUCCUAAAAAGCUGAAGGGGCUCUACAUCAUGGGAGGAAACAUGGAAUCCAGGGGAAACACCACAGUGUGUGGAGAGUUUAACUUUGUGGCUGACCCGGAGGCGGCUUACGUCGUGUUGGACCACUACACCUGCCCCACCUACAUCGCCACCUGGGAGUUCACCUGCAGGAACAGCCUGCCGUGGUCUUUCUGUGACACCUGGUUUGCUGAAAAUACUCCGAAAGCAGAGUUCAUGAGAACGAUUUCAUGUCUUUCAAGGAAGAAAGCUCAAUCAGCUGACUAUCAGAAGGAGACUACCACAGGAAAUGGUUUCAAUUCCUGUGACGUGUACGCCAUGGCUGCUGCCAUCGAUGAUACAUUCAUAACUGAGCAUGAAGAGGUUGUGGUGACAGUGGAGUUGGAGGGGACCUACACCCGAGGGAUGAUGGUCCUGGACUACAUUCAGAAGCUGAAGAAAGCCCAUAAGGCCAUCAUCAUGACGAAAGUUGACUUGGAGAAGUUAAAGCAAAUGUUGAUCAAUGCACUCAAAUAG